ACUUCAUAAAGCCGCUUUCGCCGCUGGCUGUCGCCGCGUUUUGCCUCCGCAGCAGCUCUGGGCUCUUCUCAGCUGCGCGAGCAGCUGCUCCAAUGCGCCGGAGUGGCCAUGGGCGCCCCGCACUGGUGGGACCAGCUGCAGGCUGGUAGCUCGGAGGUGGACUGGUGCGAGGACAACUACACCAUCGUGCCUGCUAUCGCCGAGUUCUACAACACGAUCAGCAAUGUCUUAUUUUUCAUUUUACCGCCCAUCUGCAUGUGCUUGUUUCGUCAGUAUGCAACAUGCUUCAACAGUGGCAUCUACUUAAUCUGGACUCUUUUGGUUGUAGUGGGAAUUGGAUCCGUCUACUUCCAUGCAACCCUUAGUUUCUUGGGUCAGAUGCUUGAUGAACUUGCAGUCCUUUGGGUUCUGAUGUGUGCUUUGGCCAUGUGGUUCCCCAGAAGGUAUCUACCAAAGAUCUUUCGGAAUGACCGGGGUAGGUUCAAGGUGGUGGUCAGUGUCCUGUCUGCGGUUACGACAUGCCUGGCAUUUGUCAAGCCUGCCAUCAACAACAUCUCUCUGAUGACCCUGGGAGUUCCUUGCACUGCACUGCUCAUUGCAGAGCUAAAGAGGUGUGACAACAUGCGUGUGUUUAAGCUGGGCCUCUUCUCGGGCCUCUGGUGGACCCUGGCCCUGUUCUGCUGGAUCAGUGACCGAGCUUUCUGCGAGCUGCUGUCAUCCUUCAACUUCCCCUACCUGCACUGCAUGUGGCACAUCCUCAUCUGCCUUGCUGCCUACCUGGGCUGUGUAUGCUUUGCCUACUUUGAUGCUGCCUCAGAGAUUCCUGAGCAAGGCCCUGUCAUCAAGUUCUGGCCCAAUGAGAAAUGGGCCUUCAUUGGUGUCCCCUAUGUGUCCCUCCUGUGUGCCAAUAAGAAAUCAUCAGUCAAGAUCACGUGAUGGCAAGAUGGUGGCUGGCUUCUCUGCUUAUCGCCCCUCAUGCAGUGGGCUUCCUUUGCUAGGAAGACAGCCAAGGGAGUUCGAAUAGUUGGGGUGUGGGCUAUCUUUUCAAAAAUCUAUUUGCUGGGGCUCUUAAUUUCUUUAGUGUUCUUUGUAUGUAGGGAUUUAAACUUUGUCGUAUGGUACAAAUAUUCCCUGCCCCCCUGCAGUUUCCCAUUUGUCUUUCAGUAUAUUAAUAUUUUUGUGCCAUACUGGUUUUAAACUUUCAUGUUGUCACAUCUGUUAAUCUUUUCUUUGGGAUUUCUGGAUUUUGUGUAAUUUUUAAAAAGAUCCGCUCCUCCUCCCUAAUGUGUCUGUGGACCACCUGGAUUCCACUGUGCAAGGGGAAAAGUGUCUAUUCCUUUCCCAAAGAUGGAAAAUGGAGGGCUUAGGGACACUAGCUGCAUCUUUCUCAGCAUCACUUCCAGAUGCAGUGACUUGUUGGGCUGCGUCCUUAAUGGCCAUGGCAGAGCAGUCCCUUGGGGGAUCCAGCCCUGUACAGUGCAUCUCUUCCUGGAGAAAGCUGGCCUGCUCCAGACCCCACCAUUCCCAGGCGCCCUUGGAGUGGACUCUACUGAUGACAGACAGACCCUCUGAGAGACAAGACCCUCUGACUCUGUGAUGGAAGAUGCCAGAGAUUUUCCUUUGGGGUAGUUGUCCUUAAACAAAACCAAACAGAUGAAACACACACAGGACUUGUGGCUAAAAAGGCUAGUUUUUCACUUGCAUUUCUCAACUAACCCAGGUUUUACAUGCAUCUGUGAAUCCUUUUACUACUACCUCUGUGGAGAGAUGGAGAGACUUCAGAUAAACGUGAAGCUAAUGAGUAAAACCCUGUCUGCCAAAACCUACACUCCACUUUAGGCCAUUCUUGAAGAUGAGCACAAUUUUUAAAUACUGACAUCACUUCCGCUUCACCCUCCCACCCCAGCUCAGCAGCCUCAAAUCUACAGAGAAGAAGAAUUAUGGCAUGAACAUUCCCACAGACCCACCAUCUUUAAGACUUGACCUCCGUAAGUUUACCAAAGGGCUCCUCACAAUUGUGGUGGGGGUUCUAGUUCAAAAUUUGGAGCAAACAUUAAGUUUUUGGAAACGUUUUCUCAUUUGAACUGUACUAUUCUGGAAAUUACCUUCAAGAGUCUCACUUCUUGUUUCUGUUGUGUUUUCUGUGGGCAUCAUGCUCUUCACGCUUGCAGUAGAAGGUGCUUUCUGGGUUUCCCGGAGUAUCCAACGGCUCACUUUUCUCAAGUGCUGGCAGUAGCUAUGCACUCACGGGCUGGUUUGGGUCGCUGGUACAGCAGCACAAAUCUGUUGUCUUCUGAAUUUUUCUCACCUAAUGUGACACUGGCUACAAUGAAUCUUCUCUUCAUCGGGCUGAAUGAAAGAUUCAAGAACCGUCUUCAAGGUGCAUGGUGGGAAUUAUCAACCUCAGGGAUACUCAUUUUAACUCAGGCGUGUCCUGCUUUGUAACAUUCCAUUGUUGGGAGAGGGCAGGACAGGUGUGUUCUUGUGUGGGCAGGAGUCAUGUCACUGUCCUACAUAUGUAAGAGUUGGGAAGGUGACGAUUUUUGACACAUCCAGGAACUCUUACUCUAGUUAGAAUUUGUACAAGAUCCAAGGUGAAAACCCCAAUAAGCAACUGAAUUUAGAGUUUAAAAAUGAAUGACUUUAUGCUACAUCUGUGGUUAUCAAAUUAUAUAGGUUGUUCAGAAGCAGAACGCUGUUUGUAGUAAGAAAUCGUUGUGGAACCCCAGUGUGUGAAGUAAAUUGUAUUUUAUUAACUUAAAUUUAUUUAAGGUUAAAUUUAUGGCAUUUACUUAAUAAUAUAUGAGGUGGUGAAAAUGCAAAUUAACAAAUUGGUAAUUUCCAAGGUAGAAAAAUUAGGUGUUGAAUGAAUGUAUAUGUUGCUUUAUUAUAGUUUUUUAUAUAUAUAGAGAGAGUGUUUUGUUUUUGAGUCAGGGUCUUUGCUCUAUUACCCAGGCUGGAGUGCAGUGGUGCAAUCAUGACUCACUGUAGCCUCUGUCUCCCAGGCUCAAGCGAUCCUCUCACCUCAGCCUCCCCAGGAGCUGGGAAUACUGUGCAUGCCUCCACUCCCAGCUAAUUUUUGUAUUUUUUCAUAGAGAUGGGGUUUCACCAUUUUGCCCAGGCUGGUCUCAAGCUUCUGGGCUCAAGAGAUUCGCCUGCCUCGGCCUCCCAAAGUGCGGGGAAUAGGCAUGAGCCAUCACGCCUGGCCUAAAAAAUAUUUUUUAAAUGAUCUUUGAAUUAAAUAUUCAUAGAAUUUCUAAUGUACCUCUUUGAGACCUAGGUGAUUGAUGGAACAGAACUGCUGUUAAGUCCUUUGGGUUUCAAGUCUAGAAUUUUUUAAAGGCAAAUAUCAGCUCAUUCUUAUUUUAGAUUGAUCUUAUCAGGCAUGGAUUCUGGUCUCAUCUACUUUAUGGUAUAAAUGAUCCAAGGUAGGGGGUUUGGUAUAUAUUUUAAGCCCAGCUUUUUUUUUUUUUUUUUUUUUUUUUGUGAGAAGCAGAAUGUGCUUCUAGAAACUGGUUUUUUUUUUUUUUUUUUUUUUGAGACGGAGUCUCGCUCUGUCGCCCAGGCUGGAGUGCAGUGGCGCGAUCUCGGCUCACUGCAAGCUCCGCCUCCCGGGUUCACGCCAUUCUCCUGCCUCAGCCUCCCGAGUAGCUGGGACUGAAGAGAUGAGCUGAGAAAGAAAUGUGGAAUGGAGUAUAUUUGAGGAGGACAAAACAUAACCUCACUUUUGAACAGAAAUCACUCUAGCUUGCCAGCAUGGGAUGUAAACCAAGAGAGAAGAAAUAUACCCAUCUUAUUUUAAGUUGGGUUUAUGGCAUCACUCAUUUAUGUAAAAGCACUACAAACUCUUUAAAGAAAAUUGGGAAACUACAGAGAAGUCAAAGAAAAAAAAAAGUAACCCAUAUUUCUAUUGCCCAGGUAUAAUCCUUGUUAAUAUUUUGGUUUGGUCUCCUCUUUUUUCCCCCAAUAUAGUUGUAAAUAAAUGAUGUCUUUCAGAGUUGACAUUUAUCCUGUAGCUUGAAUGGCAUAUAAAUGCCAGUUGUAUAUUUUUUUCAUGAAGUGUAGGUUUGGAAUACACUAGAGUUAGGUAGAUCAGCUUGAAUGCUGGACUGACUACUGAGUCUACCUUUUUAAUCAAGCCUAACAUGAAUGGGCUCCAAAAAGUAAUGAAUGUAAUUGUACUUUUUGAUGUGCCUCUGCACUUGGCUUGGUGAGUCAUCAUAAAUAGCUGUUAAAUAUGUGACUUUACAGAUUUUGAUAUGUUCAGAUUGUAAAAAAUGAAUAGUUUAUUUCAUUAAUUGAUGGGCAGUCAAGAAUCUCCCUCCCUUCAGUAGGGCUGACACUUAGGAGUUAGGUCAUGGUUGUGGUUACUUGGCAUGGCUAAUCAGAUUUUGUUCUGGUCAGAAUUUGCCCAAGAUCAAUACCCAGCAGAAACAGGAGUUAGGCUAUAAAAAACCAUUCAUGUUUCCGAGUGAUCAUUUCAGUCAGCGAUUCAUGUUUUACAGUGUUUAGUUGUUGAUUAUUAGAAAAAGUAAUAUUUUCUUCCCUUUAUGAUUACAUCAUUAUAAAUCAAGUCCUUCCAUGAACACAUUUAAGGUGUGUGGAGAUGAGAUGUCUGAAUCCAUUUGGGGACGGGCUGCAUUUUUGGGGAACUCUAUGCCUGUCCAGUGAAGAGUGCCUAAAACAUUAAUUAUAGAUCAAAGAUGUUCUGUUGAGGGACAAAGCUUGAUGGUCAUCAAACACAAGGCUUUGUAAAAAUACGACCACCUAUUCCACUUACUGGAUCUCUCAGGUGUGUAAAACUUCUCUUGCCAGUUCAUCAUGCUUCCAUGAGCCCUCAGGACUGGGAUUUGAGCCUUCCUGGCUCUUUAUCCCUUGGGGCAGACAUGGAACCAUCUCUGAGGGACCAGGUGGAUGCUGAAGCUCACCCAGUCAGGGCCCCUCUCCUAGCUCCUUUUACACUGAAAUUAAUCUGAAAGCUUUCAUAGCCAAGGCUUUGCCUAGGUGCUAUUAUUCCAGCUGGCCAAAGAGAAGUCUUGGGCCAGAUUGGGAUUCUCAAUGGAUUUUAUAGACAUAAUUCCCCUGCAAACUUAAAAAAAUAAAUGACCCCUACUUUAUAGGACUAAUUGUUUGAAUUGUAUCUUUCUCUGUAUGUUAAACCAGAUUUAAAACUAUUUUAUAACCACAAUAUGUAAUCAGAGCAAUAUAGUGUUUUCAGAUAUAUACCUUGUUUUAUACCUUAUGUAGGUGUCCUACAUAAGGGUGGCAUGCCCACUGGCUGUGGUAAAAUUUAAUCCUCAUUGCUUUGGGAGUGACUUAAGGCCUUUUGAAGUGGAGCUUUUGCACUUUAUACUUUUUCUGUGAACUAUGAUAACUAUAUUUGAUAUUAAAGCUGUAAGUGGCAUUUUCAGCAAAUGAAUAUGUACAUGUUUGUGUCUAUUUCCAAAAUGAUUUCUGAACUAUCUGCAGUGAACAUGUAUCUGAUGGAUUGUAGAGCAAAGCACAUUGCCUAAAUUCAUUUGUUAAUGAAUUGGGUACCAUUGUUAUUAAAAAUGCGUAAAGUAA
This is a messenger RNA of Pan troglodytes (chimpanzee), 5565 nucleotides long. RefSeq names its product alkaline ceramidase 2 (gene ACER2). The transcript is spliced from 6 exons. The coding region runs from base 109 to 936 and encodes 275 amino acids. The record is from RefSeq and is a predicted model, not a curated record. Gene Ontology annotation, biological process: sphingosine biosynthetic process; ceramide catabolic process. Gene Ontology annotation, molecular function: N-acylsphingosine amidohydrolase activity. Lineage: Eukaryota; Metazoa; Chordata; Mammalia; Primates; Hominidae. Gene Ontology annotation, cellular component: Golgi membrane.